Messenger RNA from Hyla sarda, 1594 nucleotides. RefSeq names its product ring finger protein 25 (gene RNF25). The record is from RefSeq and is a predicted model, not a curated record. NCBI's taxonomy places the organism in Eukaryota, Metazoa, Chordata, Amphibia, Anura, Hylidae. The transcript has 7 exons. Gene Ontology annotation, molecular function: ubiquitin protein ligase activity; protein binding. Gene Ontology annotation, cellular component: nucleus. Bases 246 to 1472 code for a protein of 408 amino acids. Gene Ontology annotation, biological process: protein ubiquitination.
UCCACGUUGUGCUUCUGGUUGCAUUGAGAUGCCUAUUACUGACAUGGCUCGAAUCACAUACUCCUGAUUUAUAGACAGAAUUGAUGCAGAAAAUCAUAUGGACUCAGGGACCAAGAAAUUUUUAAAAAAAUGGCGAACUUUUAUAAUAUCUCAUCUUACUCCUUUAGAGAUAAUAGCUGUUGUGCACCCAUUUAGACACACGUCUUGGUAGAACACUGAGAUGCUUGGAGCCCUGCGUUUGCCAGAUGAGAAUUGAGAAGGGGAAGGAGCUGCUGACAGCCAGUAAUCUCCCACGGGGUCACUGUGUCAUCUGCCUCUAUGGAUUCCAGGAGGACGAUGGUCUGACUAAGACGCAGUGUUUCCAUCACUUUCACUCGUACUGUCUGGGCCGCUAUGUCCAGCACUGCCUGGAGUCCAGCGGCAGGGAGGAACCUGUUGAAUGUCCUGUUUGUCGUGAAGGUCUUAACUUUGACUUUAAGAAGCUUCAGGCCGCCGCCCCCCCACAGCAGCCGGAGGAGCUGUUUGUUCCAGACUCGCUCACGUUACAGAGAGAUAAAGAAUUGCGUCAGGUUUAUGAGCGCCAGCGAGCGAAAGGAGGAAUAAUCGACCUGGAGGCCGAGAAGAAUCGCUUCUUCAUCAGUAUCCAGGAGACUCCUGCCAGUGAUCACGCAGCUCAACAGACCCACCCUGCCUCGGCCGAGCAGACCCACCCUGGUGCCGAGCAGACCCACCCUGGUGCCGAGCAGACCCACCCUGGGACCGAGCAGACCCACCCUGCCUCGGCCGAGCAGACCCACCCUGGUGCCGAGCAGACCCACCCUGGUGCCGAGCAGACCCACCCUGCCUCGGCCGAGCAGACCCACCCUGGGACCGAGCCCAGGCUGGACCCUGAUCUGCCGCCCUUCAUCUCCAAGCCUCAGGUAGACAGGUGGACACAUCUGUGUGGAAACAGACCCCUCAGCAGUCACCACCCCAAUGGCCAGCAGCCCUGGCGAAGUAGCAGAGGAUGGGCAGCUCGUGGCAGGCGCCGGCCAGGUGCCCGUAGAGUCUGGAGAGAAGACGACCACACCACAGCCAGAGGGAGGGCGAUGGUACGAAACAGCAAUGAGACAGUCCUGGCCAUUUCGAUUCCUGCCCGUGAAGAUCUAGAGCUCCAGGCUGACCGACUCCCUGGUGCUGACCAGACCGACACUGGUGCAGAACCCAGGCCAGGCCCUGAUCUGCCGCCCCUCGUCUUCAAGCCUCAGGUAGACGGGUGGACACAUCGGUGUGGAAACAGACCCCUUAGCAGUGACCACACUAAUUGCCAGCCCUGGCAAGGUAGCAGAGGAUGGGCAGCUCGUGGCAGGAGGCGGCCAGGUGCCCGUAGAGUCUGCAGAGAAGACGACGAUACCACAGCCAGAGGGAGGGCAAUGGUACGAAACAGCAAUGGGACAGUCCUGGCCCCUCCGGGGAGAACGCCUGAUCUCUAACACAUGUUAUAAAUGAUUGAAUAAAGUGUAAUGGCCUCUGCGGGGUGUAAGGUGACGGAUGAAUGUAUGUGCAGAGUCACAGGCUUCCCCAAGAGAAGUGUGGUGAUGGUGACCUGUCUACU